AUGACCACUGUAGAACUACAAAUACACUAUGGGGGAAAUUUUGUUAAAGAUAAAGAACUGCAGUACAUAAAUGGGGAUGUUUGGUGUGUUGAUAUAGACCCAGAUUUACUUUCAUAUCCACACUUACUGAAGUUUAUAAAAGAAGGUCAGUAUGGAAAAAUAGAGACAAUGUAUUAUAAAGCACUCCAUGAGCCAUUGGACAAACUAAGACUGUUGUGGAACGAUGCAAGUGUGCUAGACCUCACUGCACUAGCAAUUAGAUUUGAGUCAUGUGAUAUAUAUGUAGAUCACAGAAUAGAUGAUGUUGAAUUAGUUCCAAGUCAUUUGUUACAUGGUUGUGAAGGGAAUUGUGAAGGGAGUGAUGAAGGGAAUGGUGAAGGGAGUGAUGAAGGGAAUGAAGGUGAUGAAGAAGAUAAUGAUUCUCAUGAAGUAAACAGGGAGAAUUCUGAUUUUGAAAAUGAUGUUGGAGGAGUUAAACGAGAGAAUGAUACAGUUGCGGGAAAGGGAAAGGAAAAUGAGGUUAAGGACCCACCAACCCAAGAGUCAGAGGAAGAAGAAGUUGAACACCAUAUAACACCUCCAUCUAAAAAAUAUAAGCUGUCAUCUUAUAAUCUAGAAUGUGAUUUCCCUGAGCUUGAAAAAGGGAUGUUAUUUGAGGAUGCAACACAGUUUAAGACUGUCAUGAUCAAUUGGGAAGAAAGGUAUAAGUGUUUCCAACUGAAAACAUGCCUACUUGAGCAUAGGUGCAAUAACAAAUACAGUCUCAAAUUGGUUACUCAAAAAUGGUUGGAACAAAAGUACAAGGAUAUAAUUAUAAAAGACCCAACCAUGCAACAUACCAAGCUUAGGGAUCAUAUUCAGUCUGAGUUGAAGAUUAAUUUGACCAUCACUAUGGUGAGAAUGGCACAAAAAGCAGUUUUACACAGGGUGAAUCUAGGGUAUCCAGAGCAGUUCAAGAGAAUAAGAGAUUAUGCUCAAGAGUGUUUGAACUCUAAUGUUGGAAGCACUAUAAAGAUUCAGUCUACUAGGGUAGUUCCAGAAGCAUCUUCUACAUUUCAGAGAAUAUAUAUUUGUUUCCAAAUAAUGAAAAGUGGGUUUCUAUCUGGGUAUAGACUUAUAAUUGGUUUGGAUGGUUGUUUUCUUAAAGGGGGGAUGAAAGGUGAGCUCUUAGCUGCUAUUGGGAGGGAUUCAACUAAUCAGAUGUAUCCAAUAGCUUGGGCAGUUGUUGAGAUAGAAAACACAGACUCUUGGAGAUGGUUUUUACAAUUGUUGAUUAAGGACUUGGCUAUUAACAAUAGCUAG
Molecule: messenger RNA, 1302 nt
Organism: Ipomoea nil (Japanese morning glory)
Lineage: Eukaryota; Viridiplantae; Streptophyta; Magnoliopsida; Solanales; Convolvulaceae
Exons: 3
Coding region: 1-1302 (433 amino acids)
Source: RefSeq, a predicted model, not a curated record